This is a messenger RNA of Columba livia (rock pigeon), 4480 nucleotides long. It is a transcript of the gene PIGA, whose product is annotated as phosphatidylinositol glycan anchor biosynthesis class A. Gene Ontology annotation, molecular function: phosphatidylinositol N-acetylglucosaminyltransferase activity. NCBI's taxonomy places the organism in Eukaryota, Metazoa, Chordata, Aves, Columbiformes, Columbidae. The transcript has 6 exons. Gene Ontology annotation, biological process: GPI anchor biosynthetic process. Gene Ontology annotation, cellular component: glycosylphosphatidylinositol-N-acetylglucosaminyltransferase (GPI-GnT) complex. Bases 117 to 1559 code for a protein of 480 amino acids. The record is from RefSeq and is a predicted model, not a curated record.
GCUGGAGGCGGGAGCGCCCGUUUCAGGCGGGGGACGCGGGUGGGCGGGGAAGGGGAGUGUGGGAGGAAUAGUCGUGCGGUUGCCGUGGCGACCGGGCGGCCGUGCCCGGAAAUGGGAUGGCGCCGGGAGGCGCCCAGAGGACGCCAGCGGCCGGCAGGAACAGGCCCGGGAUGGCGGCCAGGGUGCCGGCGGGGGGGGCGCACACUGUCUGCAUGGUGUCGGACUUCUUCUACCCCAACAUGGGGGGCGUGGAGAGCCACGUGUACCAGCUGUCGCAGUGCCUCAUUGAGCGGGGCCACAAGGUCCUGGUGGUCACCCACGCCUACGGCAGACGGAGGGGCAUCCGCUACCUCACCAACGGGCUGAAAGUCUACUACUUGCCCCUGAAGGUGAUGUACAACCAGUCCACGGCCACCACGCUCUUCCACAGCCUGCCCCUGCUCAGGUGCGUAUUUGUGAGGGAGAGGGUCACCAUCGUCCACGCCCACAGCUCCUUCUCCGCCAUGGCCCAUGAUGCCCUCUUCCAUGCCAAGACCAUGGGGCUGCGGACAGUUUUCACUGACCAUUCCCUCUUCGGGUUUGCGGAUGUCAGCUCAGUGCUGACCAACAAGCUCCUGACAGUGUCCCUGUGUGAUACAAAUCACAUCAUCUGUGUCUCCUACACAAGUAAGGAAAACACAGUGCUGCGAGCAGCUCUGGACCCUCGGAUAGUCUCUGUCAUCCCCAAUGCUGUUGAUCCCACCGACUUCACUCCAGACCCGUCAAAGAGGGAUGAUAACACAAUAACAAUUGUUGUUGUCAGCAGGCUUGUUUACAGAAAAGGUAUAGACUUGCUUAGCGGUAUAAUUCCCGAGCUGUGUCAGAAAUAUCCGGAGUUACAUUUCUUAGUUGGAGGAGAAGGACCAAAACGAAUCAUACUGGAAGAAGUCCGGGAGAGAUACCAGCUACAUGACAGGGUUCGACUCCUAGGAGCCUUGGAACACCAGGAUGUUAGAAAUGUUCUAGUCCAGGGGCAUAUUUUUCUCAACACUUCCCUCACUGAGGCCUUUUGUAUGGCAAUCGUGGAAGCAGCAAGCUGUGGUUUACAGGUGGUGAGUACAAGAGUUGGUGGGAUUCCUGAGGUGCUUCCAGAAAAUCUGAUUAUUUUAUGUGAACCCUCCGUGAAAUCUUUGUGUGACGGAUUAGAAAAAGCUAUUGCGCAGCUUAGAUCAGGAACACUACCAUCUCCAGAAACUGUUCAUAAUAAAGUAAAGACAUUUUAUACAUGGAGGAAUGUAGCAGAAAGAACUGAGAAAGUGUAUGACAGGGUUGCAGAUGAAGUGGUUUUACCAAUGGAUGAGCGACUUAACAGACUAAUGUCUCACUGUGGCCCAGUGACUGGGUGUAUUUUUGCUCUUUUUGCUGUUUUAAACUUCCUUUUCUUGGCAUUUCUGAGGUGGAUGACUCCAGAUUCUGUUAUUGAUGUUGCAAUAGAUGCCACAGGACCUAAAGGAGCAUGGACUAAACAGUAUUUUUUGAGGAAAAAAGGAAGAGUUAAAGAAGAACUUCCGAGCUCCUGAAAUGCUCAAAUGGAGAAGAAAGAACACAUCAGUCACUAAAGGUUUUAAUGCUUGCUGAUAGAGACAUUGCUCUUAAAACUCUUUAGUUUCUUUCUGAAGUUAUUGGAAAGAAACUUGGUUAAAUGUGCUACCUCAAUUUAAAAUUAUGUUUUAAUUUAGUUUUGGAUUCAUGCAAAUUUAUAUGCCUCUCUUUUGCACUUAAAGCUGGGAGGAGAACAUGGGGUUUUAUAUGUGUCAAAAGUUUUGAGACAAAAAUAUAACAUAUUUCUCGACAACUUGAAUAUUACAGAAAGUGACUGUAAACUGUAGUGGUAUUUGGGAAAGCAAACCAGAAAAAAUAUUAUCUUACAGUACUCCCUGCUAAUUCCUGAUAUUUACUGUGAUUUUUAUUUUGACAUCCAUUUAAAAUAUUUACUUAAAAAACCAAAAAACCACACUUUUUCUCUUCUAAGAUGAAAAUCACACUUGAAAUUAGUCAUUAAGUCUAUUACCGUGGAGAUUUGAGAGACUUGGUUCUAGCAGUUGUGUCCCAGUGAUAGUGUUUUGCCUGCACAGCGUUAUUAUUUUGAAGUUCUCCCCUUGUCAGAAUUGAAUCACUCUAGUGCUAAAUCAAAACUCCAUCAUGAAGUUUUGAUCUUUUCAGAGGUGCUAAAUUUGUUCUGUUCACUUACAUGUGUGAAAGUGAUGUAAGCUUACAGCCUUUUUUUUUUUUUUAAGUACAUAGGUGAAGAUUUUAUAUUAUUUUAGAGAUAAUACAGCCUUCGGAAACAUCUCAGGCCUGAAAAUUCCUCCAGCAGACUAUGCCAAAGUGGGAAGUAACACAUUUGUGUGUGUGUGUGUGAGAGAGAAAUCUGUGAAGGGCUUAACAAGCACCAUCGUGUUUGUGCUCUCGCUCUCUCUCCUUAUUUUUCUUUAUUUUAUUUUUAUAUUUUGUUCCCCUUAUGACCAAAAUGGCAUUUCUGUCCAUCUCUUGGAGGGACAGUGUUUACUGUGUGUGGUUGCAGUUAGACCACAUCAGAGACACUGUCAGACAGGUUCUGCAAGUGAAAUCUUGGGAAGGUGUCCCUUAAAUGGAAAUAACAAAUAGAUAUGUUUUUCGUGGAGAGGGAAAAACCAACCAAACAAAACCAAACAAGUGGCUCCUUGCAUCUGUUAGCAGUCCUGAGUAAUCUACACCUGGGACAACAGGCGGCACAACAUGUGAAUGAAUACAUGAGAGGCGGCAUUUAUCUCAUUUACGUCAACCACCUAAACUAAACCUUGCCCUGCCUAAUGCACUGGGUUAAUUUAAUUUUCCAGCAUCACUGAAGACUAAACGUCUUACGAUUUUAUGACUGAGUAUUAUGUAGUGUUGAGCACUGUAUUAAUAUUAGAACUGCAAUAUGAAUAUACUGUUUUCAAACCCUUGAAGGGCAGUAUUUAAAAUGUAACUUCUGUUAAUAUCAUCUUGUUUGUGUAGAGAUGUAGUGACCCAACAACUGACAUUUUAUAAUUUAAUAGAACAUAUUUUCAUGAAACACAGGAAGGUAAUGUGAAAUAAAUGCCAUAUACAAAGUCUAUUUUCUUUUACUAGAACUUUUAGCCUUUGAUAUGUAAUGUACAAUAUGUAUUGUAUUGCAAUUUGAAUUUUUCAAACUAUACAUUAAAGGUAGAGGAUAGCUAAAAUGGUGCCACACGGAUUAUGGAUAAGUGGGUAGAACUAAGGUAACAUUUAACUUUUUCAACUUUUUUUUUUUUUCAUAACAUUCAAGUUUAUAAAAACUUUUUAAAAAUACUGAUUACCAUUCCAGGGAAAUGUUACAUAUAUUUUUUUAAUAAUAUUUUGUUGAUUCUGUUUUAUUUCUUCUUGGUUUCUUGCAACAUAUAUGAACAAAAGUAAAAUUUUGAACAAGAUUGUGAGAAUCUAUUAAAAAUACUUCUCUCUUUUGUGGAACUUUAUGUACUUAGGAAUAACAUAAUAAAACCGUGUUAUAAUCCUGUUUACAAGCGAAAGCGACAGUUUAUCUAAAAGUUUAUUUAUCUUUCCAUAAAGAAUCAAUAUAUUUCAUUAAUAUGUGGGAACAUGCAAUUAGAAAGUACAGAAAUAUCCUCCAUACUGCUUCUUUCUAUUACUGAUGGUUGGGCUUCUUAUGAGAAAGACGAUGAUUAUAAAACUUUCUGCACAAGCUGACACAAAAAUUUAAUCCUGAACUGAUUUAACUAUAUAUAUGCUAUUUUGCAAGUAAUGUAACUCUUAUUGUGCGUAACUCUUUGUGGGACUGAUUCACUUAACUACCUCGUGCAGUGGAGUAAAGGACGAUGUCACUGAGUCCUUCACCAUUUUGAAAAGUGUAAGUGGGUGAAAUGGAAGAGUUUAAAAUAAUCACAGUAGUAAAAAAAUGGGUGGAGAUAAUGAGUGUAUUUUAGGAAUAGGUAUUUAGAAAUAAAUCACUAUUUAAAAAGUCUAAAAUGUUUCAGUUGUGCUUGUGCAUAAUAUUUGAUCGUUAUGAAAUACUAAAGGAAAUGUUAGCAAAUGGAGAGUGAUACUGAGUCAUGUCUUGCACAGAGCAGAGCCUCCUGCGUGGAGGUGGAAGGAAACACCCAAAACCUUCUAUAGAGAAGGUCCCUCCCUUUCCCAGAAGGGACCACUGAUCCACAAUUAAAUUCCAUCCCACAGGCACAAGCCAAAAUUGUUUUUCUAAUAUGUUAUAUGCAAACACUGUGAAUUAAGGUAUAGACAGCAUGUUGGUAAUUGAAACUUGUGCGUUGAACCAGAACAAGUAUCCACUAAAGUAUGAAUGUAAGAUUUGUCAUUCAGACUGUGUUUUAGGGAUGUGGGUAGAUCUGUUAGAAGGUAAAUACACUGUAAUGUACUUAUUUUUGUGGUCAGAUUUUUCUGCAUCUUUUAAAAAUAAACUUAUUUUUUCCCCUUUUGCUGUUUA